AUGUCGAAGUACAGGAUGCGCGACUCGAUGGAGGAGGUCUUGGUGGAUAGGGGCAACGGUGCCGAAGCCCAGGUGGUUGGAUCGACACAACUCUUCAAGGAUGGAAAGCUGCAGUGCAUCCCGAUGCCCACGCCCGAUCCCAAGGACCCUCUCAACCUGCCCGAGUGGAGGAAAUGGGCCGCCAUCAUAACGCUCUCAUUGUUCGGCGCGCUGGCCCUCUCGGCCGAGACCAUCGUCGGCGCCCUGGUCCCCAUCUUCGUCCUCGAGUACGCCGGCAUCGACCCCAAGAUCCUUGGCAAGAUCGACCUCAGCACGCUCAACCUCAGCUCGGUGGGCGGCAAGCCGGCAGACCCAAUCCAGCUGCUGAACAGCCUGGGAGGGCCGCCGAUCUCCAAGGUCGACCUCAUCUCGACGCUGCCCAUCCUCGUCAACGGCAUUGCCUCGUACAUCCUGGUUCCUCUCUCCAUCGCUGUCGGUCGACGACCGGUCAUCCUGUUCUCCGGGGUCAUGGCAUGGGCAGGAGGUCUGUGGGCAGGCUUCAGCACCAGCCUGAACAGCCACAUCGCCGCGAGAGUGUUCCAGGGAUUCGGAGCCGGCGCCGUCGAGGCUCUGAUCCCCCUUAUCCUCCAGGACAUGUUGUUCAUCAACCAGCGUAACAAGGCUUUCUCACUCAUCAGUGCCGGCCAGGGUCUUUUUGUUGUCAGCAUCGGUUUGACCAGCCCACUUAUCAUUAUCAACCUCAGCUGGAGGUGGCUCUACUACAUCACCGCGGGCGCUGGUAUCAUCGUAUGGAUUGCAAUGAUCUUCUUCGUCCCCGAGACACGGUGGGAGCGUUCUCAAGACGAACUCGCUGGAAGGGCCGUCUUCCCCCUGCGCCCCGGCGAGGUCCGCCCCCGCCUCGACCACGCCCGGUACGGCUACCGCACCAACAAGAACGACUUCGGCCUCUUCUCCGUCCCCUUCAAGUGGGACCUGUGCAGGCGCUCCGUCGUCGACACCGUCAAGGCCACCUUCUUCCCCAACGUGCUCUGGGUCAUCGCCCUCAACUCCAUCUUCAUCGGCGCCCUCUCGGCCACGACGCAGAACGCCGCCGCCAUCAUCCUCAGCCUCAAGCUCAAGUUCACCCAGCUGGGCCUCGUCGUCCUGCCCGUCGUCGCCGCCACGCCCUUCGUCUGGUUCUUUGGCGGCUACCUGGCCGACAAGAUCAGCAACAAGUACGCCAAGCGCAACGGGGGGAGGCGGGAGCCCGAGGCGCACUUGAUCAGUCUGAUAUUCCCCUUGCUGGCUGGUGUUGCCGGGCCGAUCCUGUUUGGCUUUGCUGGCCAGAACACCGCGUCGAGGCCGCUCGUACCGCUGCUGGUUGGAUUCUUCCUCAUCGGCUUCGGUGGUCUGACCAUGAACUCGCUCGUGAGCGUGUAUUUGGUUGAAUGUUACCCCAACUUCGCUGGACCCGUUCUCGUGACCAUGUCCUCAUUCCGUCUCAUUGCCGGGUUCCUCAUCAGUUUCAAGUCUGCCGACUGGAUCCUUGACAUCGGAUUCAUCAAGACCUUCAGCAUCUACAGCGGUAUCAUGUUGCUCUUCACCCUCAUGCUUCCUCUCGUCUUCUACUACGGCAAGCCGAUGCGGUUGUGGAGCGCCGGUAAACUCGGCGAGAAGCCCGAAGAGGAAGACGCCAAGAGCAUGAAGAGUAUUGAGAUGGACUGGGGCGUACAGCAGGGUCGCAAGAACUAA
Molecule: messenger RNA, 1731 nt
Organism: Diaporthe citri
Lineage: Eukaryota; Fungi; Ascomycota; Sordariomycetes; Diaporthales; Diaporthaceae
Exons: 3
Coding region: 1-1731 (576 amino acids)
Biological process (GO): transmembrane transport
Molecular function (GO): transmembrane transporter activity
Source: RefSeq, a predicted model, not a curated record